AUGGGUGAUAAACUUGAUUCCUCUGCUGCCGCCACCAAACCAAACGCCCUACACCCAGCUUACUCAGUCACAAAUAUCCAGUCCAAGAUUCGCACCUUGGACGGGACCACGGUGACUUACUCCUCGUGGGUACAGUUGUUCCAGCUUCACGUUGUUGCGUACAUGGUUGCCGAUCACAUUGACGGCACUGAUUCUCCACCUAAGGCCAAGCCUUCUUACGCUCAAUGGAAAGAACUUGAUGCCCUUGUCCUGCAGUGGAUACUAAGCACUGUUUCGGACAACAUCCUGCCUCGGAUCCUGCCCAAUACAACUUCAGCUAAACAGGCUUGGGAUAAACUUGAAAAGAUUUACCUCAGCAUUAAAGAAAUGUCCAGUGCAACCGGAGAAGAUUUAGCAUCUCACAUAACUGGAGAGAUGAAAGCGACAAUUUCCGAAGAAGUCGGAAAGGAAUUAGAAGCUAGUCUACCGCAGUUUGUCGAUAGACUACAAACCACACUCUUAUCGGUAAUAGAUGAUAAGAUGAACGAAAUGAAAGAAAGACAUACGGGUAUAUAG
Messenger RNA from Helianthus annuus (common sunflower), 555 nucleotides. RefSeq lists its product as uncharacterized. Lineage: Eukaryota; Viridiplantae; Streptophyta; Magnoliopsida; Asterales; Asteraceae. The transcript has 2 exons. The coding region runs from base 1 to 555 and encodes 184 amino acids. The record is from RefSeq and is a predicted model, not a curated record.